AUGAACGAUCCGUCAACAAAAUACGCUAAUGCCACUCAGGAACCGUUGACCUACUUCAAUUACCACGAGUAUCUCACAGACAAAUACACCCCAGCACAUAAUCCCACAAAGACCAAACACAGACUAGAUGAUGCGAGCUCGAUAUCUUCCCACCUGUCCAAGCAGAAAGUUUCGCUUGUCAUAAACCAUUUCCCAAACCCUUACACUACCAAAGGCUCUGCGCUCUACCACACAACACGAAUUGUGCGGAUCCCAAGAAUCUUCGAUACAGUGGAACAUCUGUACAUGGUCCCCCAAUUUUCUACGUGGGCGCCAGGCGCAGAGCCUGCUGCUAUCCAUUAUGGGAAGGAGAACGGAUUUGUGAGCUUGGCUUCGUAUGAUGGGACUGUUUUCGGCCCCACUUCCGUCACACCUCUUGUCCCUGGAUAUUUGAGUGCCAAUGAGCUUCGAGAGAUUGUCGACCGGCUCAAUGAGUUUCUAUUGCAAGCCAUGAGCCCUAACAAAACCACUACAUUUGAGAACAUUGUGGAGUUUUUCACUGGCACGCUUUACUCGAGAAUUUUUGCCGGGAAGGCUGGUGCUACGCAUUUGAAAGAAGGCAUUGCCCGCAUGGAAGAAUACGUGGAGCAGCUCAACAGAAACUUUCUUUCGAAACGGCAUGAGCUUCUUCGUUUGAUCUCGCCUGUCGACAGCGCUUUCCUUUCUUUGGACUUUCAGAUUCCAAAACCGCCCGCCACGACUGAAUAUGAAAUUCGCCAAGACGAUACAUCUCAAGAGGAUCUGCCCAAAGUCUGA
Clavispora lusitaniae ATCC 42720 is the source of this 795-nucleotide messenger RNA. RefSeq lists its product as uncharacterized. Lineage: Eukaryota; Fungi; Ascomycota; Pichiomycetes; Serinales; Metschnikowiaceae. Gene Ontology annotation, cellular component: endoplasmic reticulum palmitoyltransferase complex. Gene Ontology annotation, biological process: peptidyl-L-cysteine S-palmitoylation; protein targeting to membrane. The record is from RefSeq and is a predicted model, not a curated record.